GACGAUGGCGAUGACACCUUACUGUCUGCUGCUGUCCUGUCUUCAGAUCAGUCCUGAUAGUUCCCAGUUCUUCAGGUAUGACUCCAUUUCUCUGAGCUGUGAUGAUCCUCUGAACUCCACCGGUUGGAAGGUGAAGAGGAGAACAGACAGCGGGGUCAGACCCUGUGGGUCCGGCUGGGGCUCCGUCCUCUCGGGUUCUGGCUGUACCAUCAAAGACAUGUACCCGUCUGACAGCGGCGUGUACUGGUGUGAGUCUGUGGACGGCCAGCGCAGCAACGCUGUCAACAUCACUGUCUCUGAUCGUUCUGUGAUCUUGGAGAGUCCUGCCCUCCGUGUUAGAGGGACACAAAGUGAUCUGCGCUGCAGAGCCGAGUCCAACUCGCCCCACUACAAGAUGUUUCAGUUCUAUAAAGAUGGAGGCCUCAUCGGGAGCAGCUCUUCAGGAAACAUGACCAUCCGCAGUGUUUCCAAAUCCGAUGAAGGACUUUAUAAAUGUAGCAUCGCAGGAUCCAAGCAGUCAACGGCCAGUCGGCUCUUUGUCAAAGCUUCACUCCCAUCUUCAGCUGAAGCACCAUAUUCAGUUUCCAUCUCCAGAGUAGUGUGUCACCUGGCAGCAGGAAUGCCGUACCUCCUGUCCACUGUUCUACUGGGACUCAUCUACAGGGACCGGAAGAGAGCAGCUCUAGUGGUCACAAAGAGAAGAAACAGCGAUGAUGUCAUCAUGGAAGUAGCGGAAACUCAUUAGCCUCAUGUCCUGUCCUGGUGAUCCGGAUUCACUCAGCUAAAUUCUGUUUCUACUCAGCUGACGACCAACAAAGACUGAAAAAAACCUGAGAGGAAUCUGUGCAGUGUUUCUCUUUGUGAAUCCUCAAAAAGUGCAGCGGAGGUCACCAUGCAGACCCCAGCUUUGGAAAUGCAAGAAACAGACAUUCAAACUGUCAUUUUAAGCAACAUGUAACUUCAAAACACGUUGAGAGAGAAGGAAGAAAGAAAAGACCAUAACUGCUGCUAAGCAACCUUAAAACAACGGUUAAUUUUGUCGUGGAGACUAUGGACAGAGUCCUUGAUCACCAGACGAGAGUCUAAGUGUUUUAGUUGUGCUCAGUUCUUCAGAAAGAUCUUCUAAAAGAUGUCCACAAAAGUCACAAAAAAUCAUCUCAAACCCACAAUUUUUAUUUUACAAAAUCCACAGUCAUCAAAAACACCGGAACAGCUUCGAUUUACACUGGUUUGUAUUCAUCUUAAAAUGAAGUUCUUUACUUAAAUUUUCACCCUAUGGCAUUUUUAAAAAGCAGCAUACAUUUUGCACACAGCUUUUUUUUUUUUUUUUUUUGUAUACUUUUGAAUAUAUCAGGUGUGUUUUUCUAAAUGGUAUGAACUAGUAAGCGCAAGAAGAGUAUAUACUUUAUCCUUCUAAACCUUAUCUGUUAAAUGUUAUCAGUAUUACACAACAUAAUCAUCUAUCAUCACUGGUCUGAAAAAUGUUUUUUAUCCCUCAGGCCAUCAGGCUACAACUCCUCAAUUGGGGGGAGCAACAGGAAGACAGGGAACAGGAAGGAGAGUAACAGUAGUAGCCAGUAAGGCAGUAGCGAUCAGUAUUUUUGGUGUUUGUAUUUACAUUUUGCAAAUUAUUUUUACUUUUGAUACUCUGUGUGCUUCUUACCCUGUGUACUGCUAU
Messenger RNA from Thalassophryne amazonica, 1678 nucleotides. RefSeq names its product low affinity immunoglobulin gamma Fc region receptor II-b-like. The record is from RefSeq and is a predicted model, not a curated record. Lineage: Eukaryota; Metazoa; Chordata; Actinopteri; Batrachoidiformes; Batrachoididae. Gene Ontology annotation, biological process: cell surface receptor signaling pathway. Gene Ontology annotation, molecular function: transmembrane signaling receptor activity.